UCCAAUUCGCCCUUGCCUUUUUCAAUAAACACUUUCCACUCAAUCAAAAAUGGUGUCGUCGUUCGUUCGCCCUUCUACUCGGCCUGACGAGAUUCACAGCCUGCUCACUGGAGUUGAGCGGUACAAUCCGCAAAAGACCACGAUUCUCGAGGAUUACCUGGCACGCCAGUGCGCCAAUGCGGACCCUCUGACCAACCACGAUUUGAUGGCGAAUUUGUCGCUGUUGAAGAUGUACCAGUUCAACCCCGAUAUGGUCGAUGUGGAUGUAGUGCGGCGCAUUUUGGCCAAGGCUCUGAUUUCGCCGUCGACGGCUGACUUCAACCUGUGCCUUUACCUCCUGUCGGACGAGAUUUGCAGCGACGCGUCCAUCAGCAAGCUGCUCACACUCCGGGACUCGCUGGAGCGGGCGCAGUUCACCAAGUUCUGGAAGGAGAUGUAUGGUGACGACGACGAUGAGGAGUCGGUGGUCGAUGGGAUUGCGGGCUUUGAGAACGGCCUGCGCAAGCUGAUCAUUGGCAACAUCACCAGCACGUACCAGACAAUUCCGGCCAAGGCCGUUGAGGAGAUGGUCAACCUGGACCAGGACGCGGAGAACGGGUGGGCAGUUGACAACGGUGUCAUCUCGUUGCCGCUCAAGAGCGAGAACAAGGCUGUCGCCACAGUCAUCAAGGAGAACGUCAAGUUUGAGCAGCUCACCAAGAUGCUCAGCGCUGCUAACGAUAUCUGA
Messenger RNA from Linderina pennispora, 727 nucleotides. RefSeq names its product ARM repeat-containing protein. Gene Ontology annotation, cellular component: cytoplasm; eukaryotic translation initiation factor 3 complex. Gene Ontology annotation, molecular function: translation initiation factor activity; ribosome binding. The record is from RefSeq and is a predicted model, not a curated record. Gene Ontology annotation, biological process: regulation of translational initiation. Lineage: Eukaryota; Fungi; Kickxellomycota; Kickxellomycetes; Kickxellales; Kickxellaceae. The coding region runs from base 50 to 727 and encodes 225 amino acids. The transcript has 2 exons.